CCCACCAGUGCCACCCACCUGUGCCCACCAGUGCCACCCACCAUUGCCCAUCAGUGCAGCCCAGCAGUGCUGCCAGUCAGUGCCACCAGUCAGUGCCAGCAGUGCCGGCAGUCAGUGCCCAGCAGUGAUGCCAGUCAGUGCCACCUAUCAGUGCUGUCUAUCAGUGCCACCUAUCAGUGCCGCCUAUCCGUGACACCUCAUUAGUGCUGCCUAUCCGUGCCACCUCAUUAGUGCUGCUAUCCGUGACACCUCAUUAGUGCUGCCUAUCAGUGCCGCCUAUCCGUGCCACCUCAUUAGUGCUGCCUAUCAGUGC
This is a messenger RNA of Staurois parvus, 313 nucleotides long. Lineage: Eukaryota; Metazoa; Chordata; Amphibia; Anura; Ranidae. The record is from the annotation of a GenBank genome assembly.